AUGUCAUUUCUAAGACUAGACUGGUUGGGGACGCAGGCAGAGCUGCUAUGGACCUCCAGGUUCCUCCAUGGGGAUGAGGAGAGCCUAGGGUUCGCCCAGAGGGAUGAGUUGAGCAGGACCUAUGGAGAGGACCAAGAGGAGACCAGGGAGUCACCCACCACCUCCAGCCCAGAGGGGGGAAAUGAGACACCUACCAGUCCCUCCAGCAGGACCUGUCUUAAAAUCACCACCUGGGAGGCAGGAUGGAACGUGACCAAUGCUAUUCAGGGUAUGUUUGUUCUGGGGUUGCCUUACGCUCUCCUUCAGAGUGGCUACCUAGGAUUGCUACUGCUCAUUCUGGCUGCUGCCAUCUGCAACUACACAGGUAAGAUCCUUGUAUCCUGCCUGUACGAGGACAACGAGGAAGGCCAGCCCAUACGAGUGCGGGACACCUACGAGGACAUCGCCAAUGCCUGCUGUAAGCGCCUGUGCCCCCUCCUGGGCGGGCGGGUGGUGAACGCAGCACAGGUGAUAGAGCUGAUGAUGACCUGUAUCCUCUACCUGGUGGUCAGCACCAACCUAAUGUGUCACAGCUUCUCCUUCCUCCCACUCCCCCCCGCCGCCUGGUCCGUGAUGACCUUCCUGACCCUAGUGCCCUGCAUGCUGAUCCGGGACCUGAGGGUGGUCUCCAGACUCAGCCUGCUCUGCUCCCUGGCCCAGUUCCUCAUCACCUUCAUCGUAGUGGCCUACUGCCUGCACCAAGCCCACCGCUGGUCCUGGAGGAGGAUGGUCCUCUUGGUGGACUUUGAGAGGUUCCUGGUGUCCGUGGGGGUCAUCAUCUUCAGCUACACCUCCCAGAUCUUCCUGCCCACCCUGGAGGGAAGCAUGGAGGACAGGGGGGACUUCUCCGACAUGAUGAGCUGGACACACUCCCUGGCUUGUGUGUUGAAAACCACCUUCUCUGUGCUGGCCUUCCUCACCUGGGGCGAGGAUACUAAAGAGGUGAUCACUGAUAACCUUCCCAUUGGCCUACGCAUGGUGGUCAACCUGUGUCUCCUGGCUAAGGCCCUCCUCUCCUACCCCCUGCCCUUCUACGCUGUGGCUGAGGUCCUCCAGAGCAGUGUUCUAAGGCUGGAGGGGGCGCAGGUGGGUGUGGACAUGGGGACUCUGGUUCUGCGGGGCUGUCUCCUGUUGAUGACCUUCCUCAUGGCACUCUACAUGCCCCACUUCUCCCUGCUCAUGGGGCUGACGGGCAGCGUGACGGGGGCGGCCAUGACCUUCAUCCUGCCCUCCCUCUUCCACCUGCAGCUCAAGUGGACCACCAUGAGCAGCAGGCUCAAGGCCCUGGACCUUCUAAUCUUAACUCUGGGAUCUCUGUGUAGUUUAUCGGGGUUGGUUUGCUCCAUCAAGGGAAUGAUUCAGGCUUUUGGGCGUUGA
This is a messenger RNA of Oncorhynchus nerka (sockeye salmon), 1416 nucleotides long. Its product is annotated as vesicular inhibitory amino acid transporter. The transcript is spliced from 2 exons. Gene Ontology annotation, cellular component: vacuolar membrane. Gene Ontology annotation, molecular function: L-amino acid transmembrane transporter activity. Gene Ontology annotation, biological process: amino acid transmembrane transport. Lineage: Eukaryota; Metazoa; Chordata; Actinopteri; Salmoniformes; Salmonidae. The coding region runs from base 1 to 1416 and encodes 471 amino acids. The record is from RefSeq and is a predicted model, not a curated record.